Molecule: messenger RNA, 1518 nt
Organism: Brugia pahangi
Lineage: Eukaryota; Metazoa; Nematoda; Chromadorea; Rhabditida; Onchocercidae
Source: the annotation of a GenBank genome assembly
AUGACAAUUUUAAUAAGGAGUGAUAUUAUUAAUAAUGGUCCUAAUAAUGGAAGCAACUGUAGACAGUUUACACAAAAUAAUCGACGUGUGUAUGAAUGCAUAAACGUCAAGUUCCAAAAUAUUUUACGAGUUCCUCCUGGAACGAUGGUUCUCAGAAUUUUAAAUUCUAUGAUAAAGCAAUUAUCUUCGCUAAAUAAUAUUGAAAUUGUGACGGUGAUGAUGAAUUUUUGUAAUUUAUCGGAUAUUUCGCCAGAAGCCUUCAUUUUUGCAACAAAUUUACGGAAACUUGAUUUGUCACAUAAUUUGCUUAGAACUCUUGAGUUCAAAAGUGAUUCUUCCUUUUUCAUCCAAAAUUUGAUUAUCUCCUACAAUGACUUUAUGACUAUUCCAUUACUGUAUUCCCUACAACAACUGAGACAUCUUGAUAUUUCACACAAUAAAAUUCGCUACCUCCAUGGAUAUGAUUUAUUAUUACCCAAGCUAGAAGUGGUCGAUCUGUCUCAUAAUCAGCUGCAUGCCGUGAAACCCACGAAUUUCGGCAAUAUGAUACGGGUCAUUGAAUUAGAUGGAUGUCCAUGGCGAUGCGAUUGUCAUCUGCGAGAUUUUAUAUCUUUUCAACGAAAAACCCUAAACGCCAAAUCAUCACAGUGUUAUGAACCAGCACAAAUUCAUGGUAUCAGCUGGGACGAUCUUAGUUUAGAGGAUUUCGCAUGUGGACCAGUAAUCGAAGGACCGCUUCAGGAGAAACUACAGGCAAAGGAAGGUGAAGCUAUAUCAUUCCUGUGCAUCGUUUGGGGUAACCCUAAGCCUGUGGUACAGUGGUAUAAAAAUGGAUUUGCCCUUCGGCUUCUCUAUUCCGACGAUGAUCGAAUUGCUGUGGAAGAUGCCGCAUCCAGCAAUGAAACGUAUCAUUUGAUGCAUAUUCGACAAACGCUGCCCGAAGAUGAGGCUACCUACUGGUGCAGAGCCACCACAGGUUUCCUCGUUAGUACAAAACGUUUUGAUUUACGAAUUAGUUCCAUGAGACGGUUGAAUACAAAUGAAAAGGAUGAUCAAAUGCUUUCACCUAAUACUGCUGUUGGCAUUUUCACGGAAUUUCGGGGAGAAAAUGGAGGAUGGAAAGAAGCAGUACUGCAAAGUUGGUCCAUAUGGCAGCUGAUGCUGUUCGCUGUUGUAUUAUUUGCUGUAGUAUUAUUCUUUGUGACUUGCACUCUUAUGUUUAUUAGCUGGUAUCAGAUUAAGAAUCAUCAUGAAACUUUCAGCAAUCAGUUAAAGGAAGUGGAAGUGUUUAAGGCAGCAAAACCAAUGGCGCAUUCAACUUUGGAAGUGAUAUCAAUGCAAAAUGAAUUCAGUGAACUAUCGCAAAUUCAGAAAUUGAAAUCACUACUGCUCCAAAAGGAAGAAGCAUUAUUGGGAAUUAAUUCUUCAGGGAGUGCUAAUAAAUUGAUUCGAAAGGCGCCUCUGGCACAAUGUGAUCGUGAUACUUCUAUAUUGCCACUUGUACAAACUUCUUUGUAA